AUGGAUGUUUGUCUGAUUAAGAAGCAACUUCAAUCCACUGCACCCUUGCCGUUGGUAUUCAUUCCCGAGGAACUCAUAGCUGAAAUCCUAUCCUUGCUUUCAGUUAAAACUAUAUCGCGAUUCAAAUGCGUGAACAAGUUAUGGAACACACUCAUCUCUGAUCCAACCUUCGUUGAUAAGCAUCUUAAGAAGUCAUCACAAAAACAACAUCUCAUUGUAGUAUGGAGGGAUACCAGAGAUUUAAUUAUGGUACCAUUCCCAUUGUAUGAUUUACACCAAAAUCCAUCCAUCACUCGUUGUUUGAAUGACGACUACUAUACCGUUGGAACUUGCAAUGGAUUGAUCUGUUUGUAUACUAAAUCUCUCUACAAAGUAUCAAGGUCUGUUGAGUAUAUGGAGUACUCAAUCCAUUUGUGGAAUCCUUCCACCAGAAAAAAAUCUGAAAAACUAGUGUCUUUUAGUUAUUUUAGUUAUAACCUGAAAAAGUUUUUUAAAUUUGCAUUUUGUUAUGAUGAUUCAAAAAAAACUUACAAGGUUGUGGCUUAUCAUAUUCAGUCUUGUACCAAAAGUGAGGUUAAAGUUUUCAGUUUGGUUGGUAAUGUUUGGAGAAACAUUCAAAGUUUUCCGGUGGUUCCUCUUAAUUGGACAUAUUAUGAAACCUGUCCUUACAAUGGUGUGCAUUUGAGUAACACUAUUAAUUGGUUGGCUAUUAAUGAGUAUUCCUAUUCUUCUUACCAAUACAGGGAUAUUACUCACGUUGAACAAAUUGUGAUUAUUUCACUUGAUCUUUCGACUGAGACAUACAAAGUGUUGCUUAUGCCUCAAGGUUUAGUUGAGGUACCAAGGAUUCAGCCGGUUGUUAAUGUUAAUGUUUUGAUGGAAUGUCUUUGUUUUUCUCACCAAGUGGAAGAUGAAUUUGUUUUAUGGCAGAUGAAAGAGUAUGGAAUUCAGGAAUCUUGGAGUCAAUUAUUUAAGAUUAGUUAUCAAAUCCUUCCCAUGGAUUUUAAAGAUGAACGGUUUCGAAUGGCUUGCAUAUAUAAAAAUGGUGAUAUGGUGAUAUUUGUCAGUGAUUGUCACUACGAUAAAGUGAUAUAUAAUUUGAGAGAUAAAAAAGUAGAGACACUUAUAGUUAAUGGCUGCGGGUACUGGUUCGGUCAUGUAAAUGUUUAUGGAGAAAGCUUGGUUGCGUCCUGGCUCUUGGAAAUGGAACUAUUGUGUUGGGAUGAUGCAUGGAUGAGACAAUCGGUUAUAUUUCCUUAA
This is a messenger RNA of Vicia faba (fava bean), 1260 nucleotides long. NCBI's taxonomy places the organism in Eukaryota, Viridiplantae, Streptophyta, Magnoliopsida, Fabales, Fabaceae. The record is from the annotation of a GenBank genome assembly.